GUAACGCGUGUGUACAGUUCACAUGUAAAAUGAAUCCUUUUGCUGUAAAUGCUCUAAUAUGUGCACGCUAUUUUUUGCGCAAACGACGGAAUAGAAGGCGGCGAAGAUAUCAUGUACACCCAAUACUUGUAGAACGGUUGUUAGAAGGCGAGUUCUGCAAACUAUUUUCGAGAUUGCAAGAAGACGAGGAAAAGUUUUUUGAUUAUUUUAAGAUGUCAAUCAGAAGUUUUGAUGAACUACAAGCAAGGUUACAUGAUAUUUUGAAACAUUCCAAUAUGUUUCGAGCUCCGGUCCAACCUAUUGAAAGAUUGGCUGUGACUUUAAGAUACUUCGUGACGGGAGAGACAUUUAAAGAUCUUCAUUUUAGCUAUCGUUUGGGGGCUUCAACUAUUGGUGAAAUCAUUAAAGAAGUAUGUAAGAAAAUUUGGACUCUACUCCAUGAAGAGUGUCUUUCGAUACCUAAUUCACAGGAAGGGUGGCUACGAAUCGCUGCCGGUUUUGAAAAUACAGCAAAUUUCCCUAACUGCAUCGGUUGUAUAGACGGGAAGCAUGUCAGAAUAAUUUGUCCUAAAUAUAGUGGGAGUCUGUAUUCAAAUUAUAAAAAGUUUUAUUCUAUAGUUCUUUUAGCUAUGUGUGACUGUGACUAUCGCUACACCUAUAUAAAUGUAGGGGCAUAUGGAACAGAUUCUGAUUCAAAUAUUUUUCGAAGAAGUUCAUUAUUUACGAAAUUACACAACGGAGAAAUAAUAUUGCCUCCACCAAAACCAUUACCUCACACUACAGAACCUCUCCCAUAUAUGAUUAUCGGCGAUGCCGCGUUUGGUAUAUCGAACAAAAUUUUAAGACCUUAUGCACGAAGUAAUCUGACACAUAAGAAAAAAAUAUUUAAUUAUCGCUUAAGCCGUGCUAGAAGGUACAUUGAGUCUACAUUUGGAAUAAUGAGUAAUAAAUUUAAGAUAUUUCACAGACCAAUGAAUACUUCCCUACCGAAUACAAUAGCAAUAAUAAAGGCUUGUUGCCUUUUACAUAACUACAUUCGAGAAAGAGACGGGUACAGAAUACAGGAUACACUAACUGUUUUAGGGUUUGACCAAUCUCUUAAUACAAACAGUAAUAACAGCAGAUCAGGUGACACAAUAAGGGAUAAAUUUUCCAACUAUUUCGUUUCUCCCGCUGGUAGUGUACCGUGGCAAGAUACGUGUAUUUUUUAAUUAAAUAGUAUUUUACAACAAUAAUAACGUUUUAUU
Messenger RNA from Spodoptera litura, 1247 nucleotides. NCBI's taxonomy places the organism in Eukaryota, Metazoa, Arthropoda, Insecta, Lepidoptera, Noctuidae. The record is from RefSeq and is a predicted model, not a curated record.